Danio rerio (zebrafish) is the source of this 2341-nucleotide messenger RNA. It is a transcript of the gene csf1a, whose product is annotated as colony stimulating factor 1a (macrophage). Gene Ontology annotation, biological process: signal transduction. Gene Ontology annotation, molecular function: growth factor activity; cytokine activity. The record is from RefSeq and is marked provisional. Lineage: Eukaryota; Metazoa; Chordata; Actinopteri; Cypriniformes; Danionidae. Gene Ontology annotation, cellular component: extracellular region; membrane.
GGAUACUGACUUCAUUAGGAACAAACGCAAGACAACAAAACUAAUCCAAUGAAUCUACAUGUGGACUUUAUUGCUUUCUAUUUGUUCAGGUCAGCCAGAUGAACACACACAUAACAGCCCACAAAGCCAAGGUAAGGCAUCAGUGCUUCAUCCUUGUCCUGUGCUUUCAUCUGGUCUAUGCUGGUGUGCCAGGUCCAUGUAAGCACUCUGUCACCCAGGACCAUCUACUCAAUUUAAGACGUCUGAUUAAAAACCAGCUGCAAAAUGGUUGUUCAAUAACCUACACCUUCACAGAGCGUCAGAAUCUGAGUGUUGUAUGUUAUGUUAAAGCGGCAUUCCCUCACAUACUGGAGCUACUCAACACCCAUUUCAGAUAUGCAAAGGAUUCCGACAAUUAUCGUUAUUCUAAUUCUCUGAAGAUCUUAAUCUACAACAUUUACUCACAGAGAUGCAUCCCUUCAAUCAAUGAGGAGAUUGAGGACAGUCCAACGAAGUUCGUAAAAAUCCACGUGACUGUGCCCAGAGCAGCUUUGGAGAAAGCUGAGGAAGUGAUUCGCAUGUAUAUGAGUCUGAUGACUCAGAGUGACACGUCUGUGGACUGGAACUGUGAGGAGGAGUACACAGAGGAUUACCCGGAAUCCACUACUGAACCCCUCAUCCAAACAGCAGGUAGCUCAGAGUGCCCCUGCAUUUGUCCAACAGUGAGCAUUGGAUCAUCUAAAGCAUCUUCAUCCUCGAGCCAUUGGAAUAUUUACCUGAAAUCUACAACAUCCUCACAGAGAUCUUUCUCUUCACCUGUCACAACUUUACCAGCUGGUAAUGAGAGAACUAAACAAUUACAGUCUUUUGUUUCAGUAACAACACAAGGAGAUUCAUCCAGCUUCUUCUUUGGAAGUACUCCAAGCUUACCAGAAGAAAACACAGAGUUGGACCUAAUGCCAUCAUCAGAUGUUUUCCCAUCCUUAACAAAUAUUAGGGAUGUAUUUCCAAAAACAAUUGACUCAUCUGUUCAGUCUAUUGCAUCUGGCCCAUAUCAGACAAACACAAGAGAUAAUAUCCAGGUCGGUGUUGAGAGGAGCACUCCCCUUUUACUUGCCAAGAGGUCUUUGGAUUCCAAAAACCAAGAAGGACCAUCCAGCUCCAGUGUGGGAUUAUCCCACAGCUGGCUUACUGCAACAACUGAGCCAACACAUAAAUACAUAAAGAGCACAGAGAUACAAGGAAAAUCUUUCCAAACACUUAAAAUAAGUGAACAAGUUGUACCAGUCGGAACCACAGCUGUGUCUUCAUUGAAAGAAGCGGCACAUUCAUCAGACAGUCUGACCUCUCUUGAAGAACAGCGUGGUCAUCUAAACACCCCUCCUGAAACUUUCCAAGCAUACACCCAGAGUCCGAUGAGGGUGCCAAGGAAUUUCAUUAGAACCAUCCAUGAAAUGGAAAUCAGCAAAGACCACAGAUCCCUGGAGAUAAAGGACCAGACUGACCCAGACGGAGAUGUACACACAAGCUCUGCCGCAGAACAAUCCAGCAGCACAAUCACCUCUUUCGGCAUCGUGCUCAUAAUUGCAUUAGUAUGCAGUGGACUUCUACUCAUAACUGUUCUAUUUUACAGACAGCAAAAAGUAAGUGACAAACAAUGCAUUUUUGGCCUGUUGAAAAGACCCACUGGUCUGGCCUAAGAAGCCUGCUGGGACCAGUAGCCAAAAACAUGUGCUGGUUAUUAGUGCCGGGGGUCUUUUCAGCAGGGAGUUCCAAGUGAAACAGAAAAACCAACAUUCCAACAUGAAAGAAAGACACAUCAAGAAGAAAAAAAAAAACCAGGUGAUGGAGUUCAUUAUUUAUUUAAAGCAAAUCAUAAAUUGAGAGACACAAUAUCAGAAGGAGGCUGUAUUUCAUUCUGUUUAGGAACUAUGUGUGUUUAAGGGAAUCUUUUAUUGUUCCAACGAAAAUAAAAGUGGUCCAUUGAUAGAAAUCUGAAAAUAUUUUAAGCUUUCUUGCACAAACUAAACUCGACAGAUCUAUGGCAGUUCAGCCAUUCAUUGUUCUUGACUUGUUAUUCAAACAUACCAAAAUAUGUGGAGUGUAUAUAAAUAAAUAUAUGCUUAUAUAUACUGAAUAUACAGGACAAGUGGAAUGAAGCCAUAUCCUAAGUGUCGUCUUUAUGUCAGAAGCAAGUAUUUAAUCAAAUGAUUUGCUUGGCUCAUUCUGAUAUAAGGAAUCUAACAGCAAUAUUUUGUGCACUACAAGGAAAAAUGAAUAAAGGAGCCGCUCAUGCUGGUGUUUUAUUGAACAGGCAAUAUUAACAGUGUCUUUGUCAUUAAAAUUACCCAAUUACACUAAA